Messenger RNA from Penicillium antarcticum, 912 nucleotides. RefSeq lists its product as uncharacterized. The transcript is spliced from 3 exons. Lineage: Eukaryota; Fungi; Ascomycota; Eurotiomycetes; Eurotiales; Aspergillaceae. The coding region runs from base 1 to 912 and encodes 303 amino acids. The record is from RefSeq and is a predicted model, not a curated record.
AUGUCUUCCCUUACUGAUGAUCAGCAUAUCUAUUCUGAAUUCGCCGAUGUUGAGCGCCAGACACUUAUUCGGCAAAUUGUCGAUGACCACCCGGGUUUAAGUCAUCUCUCUCGCUCAGCCUUCUUCUUUCUUUGGUUCAGUGACAUUCGGCAGCUUAGAAACCUCGCGGCCCCAUGCUCUGACGAGGACCGCGAUGGACGCUACUGGGCGUUGACCGGUACCAAUAUGUGCGACCUGCCUGACAUUUUGCCAGUAUCCCCAUCUGAGAGGUCCCGUUCCGAGUCACCAAGCCUCUUCGAAGACGCGAUGACACCAGAGAGCGAGUACUGCCAGGCUGCUAGCCUCCAACGGGAUAAAUACCAAUGCGUCGUGACCAAGAUGGGCCGACCGACCCUUCAAUCCGCUUACAUCUUUCCGAGUAUCUCAGAUAACUCGUGGCGCUUGCUUCAAGUAUUCUUUGACAGAGAGCAGCUUAUCGCCCUUAACCCCGAGCAAGACAAUUGCAUCACAGAGCAGGUAUCCAACUAUCUCACGCUGUCUGUGCUCGUACAACGGUUCUGGCACUUUGCAACCUGUGCUUUCCGUCCUGUUUCGAUCAACAACGAGAACACCGAGAUGGAGAUCGCCUUUCACUGGUUACCUAUCACAAAUCACAAACGAGCUGAGAAAGUUCCCAUUUUCCAGCGACUAGACCUCAACCAAGUCCAAGAGUGGGUCGAGGGUCCACACGACGGUAUUCGCCUCCGUCAUGUGGAGACUGAACAAGUGAUUCGCUCUGGUUUCCUCUUCAAGGUCACCACAUUCGACCCAGAGAGUCAGCCGCUGCCUUCAUUCGCGUUGUUACAAUUGAAAUGGAGGCUGUCGCGUAUUGCCGCGAUGCAAGGAGCCAGUGGUGAGGGAGAUCGUGUUUGA